UGUUCUCCAAAAGAAAAAGGAAGGAAAAAAAUUGAAAAUUGGAAAAUCUAUGGCGACCAUGUCUUCAAGAAUUGUUAUCGGCUAUCCAAAUCUUAAAUCCCAAUUCCCUUCAGUCAUUUCUUCUUCUUUUCACUUCCUUACUCCGAAGAAAGUUAGCUUUAAACCCACCAAGCAAAUCACUUUGAAAGGCAACGCUGGUGGUAACUCCCGUUUCAUGGUCAAGGUCUCUUCUUCUCCUGCCCCUGAAUUCUCCACCAACAUCGGCGAUAUACUCGGCGAAGUUACCGUUUUCACCGCUUCGGGUCAACCGGUUUUGUUCAGAGACCUUUGGGACCAAAAUGAGGGAGUAGCUGUGGUUGCAUUCUUGAGGCAUUUCGGAUGCUUUUGUUGUUGGGAACUUGCUUCAGUUCUGAAAGAAGCAAUGCCUAAAUUUGAUUCAGCUGGUGUGAAAUUAAUUGUUGUUGGCGUUGGCACUCCCGAUAAAGCUCGUAUCCUUGCAGAGAGGGUUCCCUUUCCAAUGGACUCCCUUUAUGCUGAUCCUGAACGCAAGGCAUAUGAUGUUCUGGGCUUAUACUAUGGUCUUGGGCGCACAUUUUUCAAUCCGGCCAGUGCAAAGGUGUUCUCAAGAGUUGAUCAAGUGAAGAAAGCUAUGGAAAACUAUACCAUCAAGGCAACCCCAGAUGACGUGAGCAGUGUAUUACAACAGGGAGGGAUGUUUGUCUUCAAAGGUAAUCAAUUGUUGUACGCACGAAAAGACGAAGGGACGGGCGAUCAUGCUCCUUUAGACGACAUCUUUGAUGUUUGCCGCAGAACUCCAGUUGCAUGAAGUGUUUUGUAAACUGUAUAUUAUUCGAUUUGUCACUUUUGACAGAUAUUACUUUAUAAUUAUCUCAUACUAUUUAAAAAAGUUUACAUAUUUUGAUCAAACUAUGAGUACUGUUAUGAAUUUUGAUUUGUAUACAUUUUAGUCCUUACUCUA
This is a messenger RNA of Hibiscus syriacus, 979 nucleotides long. Its product is annotated as thioredoxin-like protein AAED1, chloroplastic. Lineage: Eukaryota; Viridiplantae; Streptophyta; Magnoliopsida; Malvales; Malvaceae. The coding region runs from base 50 to 826 and encodes 258 amino acids. Gene Ontology annotation, molecular function: antioxidant activity. The transcript is spliced from 7 exons. The record is from RefSeq and is a predicted model, not a curated record.